AUGACCCGUCCCGCCCCGCACCCGCACGGCCGCCUACCGGGGCUCCGGCGGGACCGAGGGGCGAGCGGCAAGGCUGGAGCCGCACUGCGGGUGCCGGCGCCCGCCAGGCCUGGGAGCGCUCGCGGCCCGCGACCCCGGCCCCGCCCAGGCCCUGCCCGACCCCCCUCGUCGCCGGCCUUGGCCCAGCCCCGGCCACCCGACCCUGACCCCGGCCCGGUCUUCCGGGCACCCAGCUCCGUCGACUCCCACCUCGCCUCAGCGGGUCCUCCUCAGCCCCGGCCCCGGCCCCGGCCUUCCCCUGCCCCGGCCCUGGCCCUCCUCAGCCCCAGUAUUCCCCUGCCCCAGCCCCGGCUUUCCCUGGCCCUGGCCCCGCCCGGCCCCGGCCUUCCCCUGCCCCGGCCCCGGCCCAGGCCCGACCCUGCCCGCCGCGGCUGCGUCCUCCGGGAAGAUGGCGGCGCAGUGACAAGCGGCGCGGCGCGGGUCCGAGCUGGGCCGGGAGGGACCGCCCGCCGCGGCCCAGGGUGCCUCACCUGUCAGCGCCGCCGCCCCGCCCGACCGGCCGCCCGCGGGCUCCUCGCCUCAGCCCCGGGGCCCGGCGGCCGUGCCACACGCGGGGACGGCGAGGAGAGAGACGGCAGGGAGAGGCGGCGCGGCCGGGCCGGGCCGGAGGUAGGUGAGAGGGCGGGGGCGAGCUGGCGGCGGCGGCGGCGGCGGCGGCGGAUUCUUCCCCUUUCGGGCCCGAAAAUGUCUCAACCCCGGGACUCCAGAUCCCCAACGCUCCUUCCCGUUCGCAUGAGAACACACAGCUCCCACUUCCGGGGACCUGCGGAAGUCCCGCCCCCGCGCGGACCCGCGCCCCGCGCCCUGAACUCGCGCACUCACCCGCCGGUCCCGCGGACUGGCCCUCGGCACCCGGGAGAGCCUCACGUCAUGGCGUUGCGGCGCGCUGAUUGGGCGCACCCGACGCCCGGCCCGCCCCGCCGCCCGGCCCGCCCCGCCGCCUUCUUGGCCUCUCCGCGCGUACACCCUGCUCGCGGCCUUGCGAUUGGCGCGUGCGCGCACAUCGCCCCGCCCCGCGCACGCCGCACGUCCCGCCCCGCCCGCCGUCCCCGGCGCGACCAGAGCGCCUGACGCUGCGGGGCCGUCUGGGCCCUGACUUCCGGAGGGCUGGGCCCUGGUCCUCCGCCACUGCGUGCGCCCCUUAAAGACCCCUGCCCACUGCCCAGGACGGACGGCGACCCCGGCCCUAGCCCGUCCCCAGACCCUGGACCAAGGCCCCGGCCCUGCCCUAAACCCCCCAUCCGACCUCCGGGACCCAGGCCCAGGCUCUGCCCCGAACCCCAUACCCGGGACCCAGGCCCUGGCCCGAACGCCCCACCCCACACCCAGGACACAGGCCCCGGCCCUGCCCCUAACUCCCACCCCACACCCGGGACCGAGGUCCCGGCCCUGCCCCGAAUGCCACACCCUAUACCCAGGACACAGGCCCCGGCCCUGCCCCGAACUCCCACCCCACACCUGGGAUCAAGGUCCGGGCCCUGCCCCGAACUCCCCACCCCACACCCGGGACCCAGGCCCCGGCCCUGCCCCAAACUCCCACCCCACACCCAGGACCAAGGCCCCAGCACUGCCCCGAACGCCCCACCAGGGACCCAGGCCCCAGCCCUGUCCCAAACUCCUGCUCCACACCUGGGACGAAGGUCCCGGCCCCGAACUCCCAACCCCACACCCAGGACCCAGGACCCGGCCCUGCCCUGAACUCCCACCCUACACCCGUAACCGAGGCCCCGGCCCUGCCCCGAACCCGCGCCCCACACUCCUAACCAAGGCCUCGGUUCAGCCCCGGAAUCCCCAACCUCACACCUGGGAUCAAGUCCCCGGCCCUUCCCCAAACCCCUAACCCAUACCCGGGACCAAGGCCCCGGCCCCACAUUUCCCAGAGGCGCUGGGGUUGGGCCCACGUUGGAACCAGUCAGAUGCUCUUGGUAGCUCAGGGAGGCGUUCACACUCCUGCCGGUUCCGUGAGGAUGGUGACGACUCCGAACUAUAGCAGCAUACUUUACCUACCCCUGAUCAGUUUUAUGGAAGAAAAGGAAACCAAACAAAUGGUUUUGCCUGUUGUUACUGCUCACCUGGUUUGAUUCGGUGGCGUCGCGGUUGGUCUCUGCUACAGUCCGUGACUCACAGUGCCAACACACGUUUCCUUAAAAAGCCUCAUCACCAUCCUUCUGCAAUGCAACCUUCACCGGCUCCCUGUUGCCUGCCCAGGAGGGUAAAGUCCAAGUUCUCCUGUGGAAAGAAGACCCUUCACACGCUAGUCCCAGCCUGUCUUCAGCCUAGUCCCUUAUGUUUCCUUUCCUGCCUUAUCCUAAGACACCCUUACCUUCCAAUCACAGUCACUUUCCGAGCAUUUUUGAAGGUAUUGAGGGAGUUGAUGAGUCUACACUUGAAUAAAAUACAGACUUUACACUCCAAACUGCACAGUUGACAGGUAAGUCCACAGUUCAUAGUGUGGACAGUCCUGUACAAAGAAAUGGAGAGGUGCCCCAUCUCCAGACGCUGCGCUGCUCUGGAAGUCGAGGGCGGCAUUCUUUUGGAGCCUGAGUACUUAGGUCCUAAUGGGUGUGAGUCCCCUGGCAUCAAAUGUGCUUCCUCUACUUGGAUGUCUCCUUCUGGCAGAAUCUCACUUAUUUUUCAAGUUACAGCCCAAAUGUCAACCAUUGAAGUCUUUUAGACAGUUGAUUUUCCUUCUGGGCCCUAUUAGAAGCACUCUUUGUAGCGCUGUUGAGCUUCAUCACAUCGUACAAUUUUCAGCUGACACUACUGUCAUCUCAAAGAAAUGGUCAGGCCCCAAGGGCAGAGGUAGCGAGGGCAGUGAUCUUGGGACAAAGUCUCUACCGAACAAAUACAGCAUGUGUAUUUCUCUAGCAAAGGCCUACAUUUCAACUGGUGUCUGAGAACAUUUUUUUUCUUUUCUUUUUUUUUUUUUUUUUUUUUUUGAGUCUCCCUCUGUCUCCCAGGCUGGAGUGCAGUGGCACAAUCUUGGCUCACUGCAACCUGUGCCUACCGAGUUCAAGUGAUUCUCCUGCUUCAGCCUCCCGAGUAGCCGGGAUUACAGGGAUGCACCGUGACGCCCAGCGAAUUUUUGUUGUUUUUUUGUUUUGUUUUUUUUAGUAGAGUCAGGGUUUCACCAUGUUGGUCAGGCUGGUCUCGAACUCCUGAACUCAAGUGAUCUACCUGCCUCGGCCUCCCAAAAAUGCUGAGAUUACAGGUGAACAUUCUUUUCUUUUAUCCCCAAGCAUUUUCUGUGAAAAAAUAAACACCACUUCUCCAUUGUG
Molecule: messenger RNA, 3338 nt
Organism: Symphalangus syndactylus (siamang)
Lineage: Eukaryota; Metazoa; Chordata; Mammalia; Primates; Hylobatidae
Product: basic proline-rich protein-like
Source: RefSeq, a predicted model, not a curated record